AUGGAGCCAGUUACUAGGGAGUUCAAGGACCUGCUUUUCCUCAGCUAUGCAGACGAUACCUAUAUUUUGGGGCCAGCGGCUAGGAUUCUGGAGGCUUUUGGGGUGCUUCGGGAGCGGUUGGAGUGGGUGGGGCUGGAGGUGCAGGCGCACAAGUGCCGGUUUUGGGAGCGCGAGGGCAAGGAGGUGGAGCGGGCACUGCCAUUGGGGAUGCAGCGGGUGGAUGAGGGUCUUACUGUGGUGGGCGUGCCUAUUGGAGAGGAGGUUUGGGAGGUGGUCCGGCUACGGGAGCGGCUUCGACAGUUGCAGGCGCCACUGCCAUGGCUCCCCUUGCUCGACCACCCCCAGAUGGCUUCACACCUCCUCGCCAUUGCAGUUUCAGCGCGGCCGAUGUACCUCGCCCGGACUAUGCCGUCGCGUCCGGAGGUAGUUGAGGCUUUUAGGGAUUGGGACAGCUGUUUAGAGGAUUGCUUUGAGCAGCUUUUUCCACCUGGCACUUGGGAGCAGGACCCCGACCGGUCUAGGCGCGCACGCAUACAGCUGCAUCUCCCUGUGCGUCUCGGAGGGUUCGGGAUCCGGGCGGCGACCUCUUUGAGCCCACUGUCCUAUGUUUGUGGGUGGGCGCAGGCCGCGCGUGACAUUGCACAGUUAGGGGUGGCGGGUGAGGAGGCGAUGUUUGCAGAGUACCUCACCACUUCGACAGGGGCAGAUUUUCUUGACCCGUGGUUUGUCAAGGCUCUUGAGCAGCUGCCAGCGACUAUCCGCCACGAGAUACCGGGCUUACCUCUGUGUGUAGCGGCCCCUCCUGUUCGGCUUUUCCAGGCGCGGCAGCGGCAGUUAGCUGUAGAGGAGCUCCAGGCACUGCGCCGCUUGGCUCGUGACGAUGCCACCUUGGCCCGUUUCACAUCCCUUCAGGGCCCGGGGGCAGGUGCAUGGGUUUCGGCGGUUCCGGCUCACUCAGAUCUCACAUUCACUACGGCUGAGUGGGGCAUUGCUGCUGCUAUACGGCUCGGCCUCCCAAUCCAGCAGCUGCAGGUGGCGCGGAGGUGUGUUUGUGGCACAGCGUUUGUUGACCCAGCAGAUCCGCACCAUGCCCUGAGAUGCAGGCAUCAGCAUGGUCCUUCUCGGGUGCAUGAUGAGGCGCUCAUCGGGGUGGCGUUACAACGGGCGCAAGCCCGUGUCAUCCUGCUUCGAGCAGCGUCUUCCAUGGGGGGGAUUAACGUAGAUUUGGUGGAUCGAAAGAGGGACGAUGUCGAUGUGGAAGGCGGGGCUCUCUGGGUGGAGGCCCCGUACAUGGGUUUGAUCGAGCAUGGUGGGGGCAUUGCAAGUACUCCUUACGAGGCCACUGUUAUGGAGGCAGACCGCGUUCCAGAGGCGGACUUUCGACCCACCGAGAAGUUCGACACGCUGAUGGAGGUUUUCCACUUCAUCACCGGAUGCAACGACGGGCAUGGAUUGUCCAACGACAGCACCGUCUGGCUGCUGAAUCUACUGAAGGAGGAACGUCUAAACCUUGCGCUGCUCCAGCACUGGCACACCCUGCAUGCCGUCGUGCAGUAUGGCAUGUCUAAGCUCAUGGCGACGCGCGAGUAUGAAACCCACACGUUUACCCUGCCGAACUGGGCCACACCCUUCGAGGUCACGGCGACCAGUGGUAAAGAGGCUGUCCUAGAGCUGCUACGGAACCCCGCCAACGCGGAGGGGUUCGUUCUCUUUCCACGUGAAGAGAACUCGGGGGCUGGUCGCAUGUACUCCACACCUGAGACAGCUACUUAUUGGGAGGAAGCCCAGCCUGCCGCGGUGGCGAUGUUCGGCGAAGGGACGGUUGUGAUUCCCCUCAUCCUCUCCAGUGACGCCACCAUGCUAAGCGGAAACGAGCGUACCAAGGUGAGGGCGGUGUACAUCAGCAUCGCCAACAUCCCUCUCUACCGCCGUUGGCAAGAGUGUGGCAAGCUGCUGUUGGCGAUGUUGCCGUUUCCGCCGAGCCAGAUGAGCUCAACCGAGAAGACGGCGUUGUUCCAGGCUGCGAUGAAGAUCGUGCUGGCCGACCUCAUCGUGGCGUCACACACGCUCAUCUUGCAUCUGCCUAUGUGCGGCAUUCACACGGGCAUGGCGGCGACGGAUCCCAACGGGGUCGCGCGAUUUGUGGUGCCGCUUCUAUUCUCCUACGUGGCCGACUACCCGGAAACCUGCAAAGUGUCAUGCACCCAGCAGCUCGGAUCUGUGAGGCCCUGCUCCCUCUGCUAUGUGCAGCGUGAGCACCUCCGUGACAUGGACCGAGAGGCAGCCGAGAUGAGGACUGUGGAAAAGCAGGAAGGAGUGCUCGAUGACCCAGCAGAGGCCGCCCUCUACGCGACCAUGCGCGUUCCGAGUUUCCUGUGGGACUUCAACUUCAGCCGAACGGUAUGGGGCAACACAUACCUGACGAUGGGGCCCGACAUUCUGCAUGCAAUCUUCAUCGGCUGGUGGCUUUACAUCCGUGACGCGCUGCGGGGCAACAACGACGAGGCCGCUACCAAGGACGGGUAUGCGGACAUCUCCACGCAAAGGGCUGUCCCACUUGCCACAAUCUGCACCAGCACCGAAGAUGUUGAUCCAUGUGCUGGUCACAUUCUCUGUUGCAUCGUGUGCAGGCGCCAGGCAGAAAUGUACCCCGAUGCGAGAAUCGCUGGCAUCGCCGUGCCCGGAUCUGGCAACUACUGGGUGAGUGGGGCAAACUACACGGCGUCAGAGCACGCCGCGGUCAUGAUGCUGAUCGGUGGUUCUGUUUUCGUGUCACGCGUGCAGAUCGUCCCUUUCGUGAUGGAAGGGGAAGGGAUUCCCAUCAGGCGCGCGGCUCUUGUUGGGGUGCUCGAAUGGCUCGAGAGCUGCGUGCGCGCCCCCUACCACACCGAGGCCUCGCUGGCCGAGCUGGAUCAACGGACCAGAAGGUUGAUGUACGCACACGCACGUCCCGAAACCCAGCCCCUCAUACGUGGCGCAUUACAUCCUUGCCCGCCAUCCACCAUCAUGUAUAUCCAUCCCAUUCAGGCCAUCACCAUGGGCACCCCGCAGCUGACGAGGGCUAGCAAGUCGCUCACCAGCGCUCCCCAUGGUGGCGAGCCAGCGGGCUUGGUGUUCGAGCAGCUGAACACGGCGCUGGGCGGGAUCCUUGCCACAUACGACGGUGCCAUGCGCGCGGCAUGCUUACGCCCCUUUCCAGCCAAGGCACACACGGCUCUGGCCGUGCCCGCAGGACACAUGGACCUUGGCACCGUGCGGCCCCACUAUGUCCGGGCUGCCGCUUCCCUCCACGGGCACAAAGCCUUCUCGUGCGUGGAGUACGAGACGGCAGCAGGGCAGGUUGAGCAUGGGAGGCUCCUCAUGCUGCUGGAGGCAGAGCAGGAUGUGCCAGGGGCCGAGCAGGAGGUGGAGGUGGGUGUUAUCCAGAGGCUGGUGGAUGUGGGGCUGGACGCUCACACUGGCUGCCGCACGCUCUCUGCUCCAUCGGCAAUGGGGGGACUGGCGGUCCUUGAGGUGGCUGCCAUCCGUCGCGCCGUUCACUGCGUGCCCUCGUUCGAGCGGCGAGGGAUUUGGUACCUGAACCGAUGGGCGUACAGGUGCACUGAGAGCCUCACUUGA
Molecule: messenger RNA, 3618 nt
Organism: Closterium sp. NIES-65
Lineage: Eukaryota; Viridiplantae; Streptophyta; Zygnematophyceae; Desmidiales; Closteriaceae
Source: the annotation of a GenBank genome assembly